Trichoplax adhaerens is the source of this 3207-nucleotide messenger RNA. RefSeq lists its product as uncharacterized. Bases 1 to 3207 code for a protein of 1068 amino acids. Gene Ontology annotation, molecular function: protein binding. The record is from RefSeq and is a predicted model, not a curated record. Lineage: Eukaryota; Metazoa; Placozoa; Uniplacotomia; Trichoplacea; Trichoplacidae. The transcript has a single exon.
AUGACGAUUCAAACCGUUCGAAUCUUGCUGCCUUUGCUAUGCGAUACGCAAAUAAUUAUCGAAUGCGUAAGUAAUUUAUUAGUUAACUUACCUAGUGAAAGAUUCUUACUAAAGAUUGGGAAUCAGAUCAUCAAUAAAGUAUAUUUGAAACUCCUUCGGCGUUAUCUGGAAUCAUCCUUAUACUCAUGGCGUGAUCGCGUAGACGAUAUAAUCAACGCUAUGAGAGACCCUACUGCUGACAUUAUCUGGAUUUUACCGAUCUUCUUGUAUGCCCAAGGAGAUUAUACCUAUGAUUAUCGAUUAAUAACUGAAAGUAAGAAUAAAUUGUUACAACAAUUAACCGAAAAUGCUCCUGCAAAAAUUAUAAUUCAUCACCCAGACGAUCCUUUGAAGGAGCUUUUCCAAAACAUGGACAGAUAUACAGCAAUAUCAAUCAUAUCAACGGAUCUAGCUAAUAAGUUGCUAACAUGUAGCACAUUUAUGAAUUGGUCGAGGCUUGAAAAAUUAUUGAUUGACGCUAAAGGUCGAAGAUCAACAGGAAAUGUCAAAAAGCGCAUUAAAGAAUAUGAAGCAAGGAUUAAGGCAUUGGAAGAGGAGAUGAGAAAACAAAAAAAAGUAAGAAAUAGCCUCAUUAAAAGUAUUAACGACGCAACCCGUGAAAUUGACGAAUUUGAAAAAAAGAUUUUUCAGCUAAGCGAGAUUCUAGAAUCUAUUGCAGAUAAUUCAGUCCAUAGUGAUAAUGUGAAGGAGGUACAACAAGAGCUCAAGAAGAAAAGGAAAGAAAUUGAAAUUGUACGAGCUCAGAAAUCAGAUAAAGUCAUAGCAUUGGAAAAGCUAUUGAAAUUAUAUCGUCAGCAACAGGCUAAGAUAGCUAGUAUUCAAGAUAGUCUAGAAUCGUGCCAGAAGAAGAUUGAAGAAAUGGCAGAAACUGAAAAGAAGGAUAUAUACGAAGAUUCGCAUUUUUCGGGUGCUGGGUUUAUGAAGGGUAGUUCUGAAUUUACAGACAAUGCGGUUGAAAAAAUGAAAAUAGGUAAGCGAUUGCCGGCGAAAAGAGAGCUUGUGAAGAGGAUCUCAUGUGCAAGAAUAGAUACUAAUACUGCUAAUUUAUUGGUAAGUGCGUUCGUGGAUAAAGAAGAUGAAAUGAUACGAACCCUUAAUCUACCAGCUACAAUGAAACUAACUCAGGAGGGUAUUAGAGAUAUUUUGCACAUUAUAAAAGAUAAUGAUAAAAUUUUUAAAAUUACCAUUGGCCACCAUAUUCCCGAUGUUGCAUACGAAGACCUCCAAUUACUCAUUCAAAACCAAAAUAACUUGACUACUAUCGACUUAACAAAUGCAGGUAUCAGUGAUAUUAUUGCAACUGCCAUUGCUGAAGCCAUUAUCAAUAACAAAGAUCUCUUAAUUAGAAAUUUGAUACUCUUACGAAAUAAUAUCGGGUCUGACGGUGGACGAGAGUUCGGAAGAAUGUUAAAAGUUAAUCGCACUUUAUAUACCUUGGAUUUACGAUCCAACCGACUGGGUGAUCAAGGGGUCAUAUCUUUAUGUGAGGGGUUACAAGGUAAUGACUGCUUACAUUCUUUACGCCUAGAAAACAAUAGAUUUAGUCAGGCAGGCAUUAUAGCUUACGUGAACGCUAUGAUUGAUCCUGAUUGUCAAAUUUCUAGUCUCAACGUAAGUUAUAAUCCACUCGGCAUGCUUGGUAUCGAAGCUUUGGCACCCCUUCUAAAAUCUCCGAUAAUUAGUGGAAGAAUACUAUCCGACACAGAUAACACACUAAAACUAAUCAAAUGUGAAAUUGAUGACUCUACAAUGAAUAUUUUACCCAAGCUUUUAGCUGACAUUAAGAUCAAAAUGCGAAUGUCAUUAAAUCUGAAAGGCAAUAAAUUGACUGCAAAAGGAUUUAAUAUAUUAGGAAAAUGUAUGAGGGGAAAGUUGAUGGAAAUAGACAAAUUAAAUAUUAUCGGAAAUUCUUUAGCUGGAGAUGACAUCGAUCAGUUUGCCGAUGGAAUAGCAAGUAUGGGCGAAAGUUUAGGAGGGAUUCGAAUGUCUUGGUGCGAUAUUACGGACACAAUAUUAUAUAAAUUAAUACCUGCUGUAGCCAUCGCGAAAUUAGACGAACUACAUUUAGGUGGGAAUCCAUUUGGUGAAAAGGGCCUGCUAGUCCUUUGUGAAAUAUUAAGUCAAGACAAUUUCGCGGUAAAAUCAUUAGAUAACUUUGGAAUCGAACGAUCGACGGUUAUUGAUUGUUUAUCUUAUGCCAAAAAUUGUGUUAAAGUUUUAAAUUUAUCUUGGAUUUUCAGUAAUUCUGCAUGUGAUAUUACUCCAUUGGUCCAAUUAAUUCAACUUGAUGGAUUUUCGAACUUAACUGAUCUACAUCUAGUUGAGAAUCAGUUACAAGACAAGAAUGUAAAACCUUUAGCAAAAGUUUUACAUCUUAUGCCGGUAUUAAGAUACGUAGGCUUGGAUUAUAACAAUAUUACGAUUGAUGGGGUUCUCUAUCUAUUGACUGCGAUAGAGUCUACGAAAUUUCGACACCUUCGUACAAUAAACUUAUUCAAGAAUCAACUUAACAAAGAAAAUGCUUUAACAAUAAUCGAAAAAUUUCAUGAUCAACUUUAUUUGUUGGAGAUUAUAGCAAACGCUGAGUAUAGAAUCACUCAACCUUUCGAUAAAAGUGACGACACAAAAACAUCCGAUGAUCAAUUUAUAAGUAGUAUCAAAGGCUUUGUUAAAUGCAGCCAUUUAUUUAAUGGCGAAGGAAAUCAGAAAAUACAGGAAUCUAAAAUCUGCGAUUUAAAAGGCUGUGAAUUGACAAACGAUGCAAUAGAUUUUAUUACAGACCGGCUUAAAAAUCUUAGUCAAGGAUUACACAGUUUAAAUUUAAGUGAAAAUUGCUUGGGCGCAUCUGGCAUAAGAAGACUCGUUGAUCAUUUUGUCAGGGAUCAUGGUCAGUUAGAGAAUUUGCAGUACUUAAAUAUCAGUCAUAAUGUAUUAGGCAACAAAGCAAUGAAAUAUAUCAAAAUACUAUUAGAGCACGAAAGUUGUCGUUUGAGAGAAUUAGAUAUUCGUGACACCAAAAUAACCAUAGGAGGAUUAAAAUUAAUAAUUAAUAACAUUAAAAAUCUACAUCAGUUACGUUGGGGUGGUAAUUUAAUUAGUCAAGAGGAAGCUAAAUCUUUAUUUAAGAACUUUAGUCCUCAAGAAUAG